Messenger RNA from Hevea brasiliensis (rubber tree), 1958 nucleotides. Its product is annotated as DNA repair protein recA homolog 3, mitochondrial. The record is from RefSeq and is a predicted model, not a curated record. Bases 146 to 1468 code for a protein of 440 amino acids. The transcript has 8 exons. Gene Ontology annotation, molecular function: single-stranded DNA binding; ATP-dependent DNA damage sensor activity; ATP hydrolysis activity. Lineage: Eukaryota; Viridiplantae; Streptophyta; Magnoliopsida; Malpighiales; Euphorbiaceae. Gene Ontology annotation, biological process: DNA repair.
UCAAAAAAGAUAAAAGGGGAGGGAAAGGAAAACAAGUAGGACCAGGGCUAAAACCCUAAAAACAGAGCAGGGUCUCUCCCUCUUCUCCUUCUCUUUCUGAAAUUAUUUCUCUAUUGCUUCACCUUCACUGUUUUUCUCUGUUUCCAUGACAAAAGUACUUUGCAAACAUUCCAUGGCCAACCUUCUUCGAAACGCUUCUUCUCUGAGACGUGCUCUGCUUUCUCCCGAGGUUUUAAGGAGGGGAAUAUUGGGGACUUCUUCUCAGAGUUGCAAUUUUGCCACUAAAGGUACGAAAAGAUCCAAGUUGGAUGGUAGUGACUCUACUGAAGACAACUUGUCCAAGAAAGAGGUGGCUUUACAACAAGCCCUUGAUCAGAUUACUAGCACAUAUGGAAAGGGAUCUAUCAUGUGGUUUGGCCGGUCAAUUGCUCCAAAAGAUGUUCCAGUGGUGUCCACAGGUUGUUUUGCGCUUGACAUAGCACUUGGAAUUGGUGGGCUUCCAAAGGGGCGUGUUGUGGAGAUUUAUGGUCCUGAGGCUUCUGGGAAAACCACUCUUGCUCUACAUGUAAUUGCUGAAGCGCAGAAGCAAGGAGCUUACUGUGUUUUUGUUGAUGCUGAGCAUGCUCUUGAUUCCUCAUUGGCUCAGGCCAUUGGAGUAAACACUGAAAACUUGCUUCUGUCGCAACCUGAUUGUGGUGAACAAGCUCUUAGCCUGGUGGACACGCUUAUACGGAGUGGUUCUGUGGAUGUUGUGGUUGUUGACAGUGUAAGUAGAGUGUGUUAUUGGAGCUUUUGCAGGGUUGCUGCCCUUGUACCUAAAAGUGAGCUUGAUGGUGAGAUGGGCGACGCUCACAUGGCAAUGCAAGCUAGAUUGAUGAGCCAGGCGCUGCGCAAAUUGAACCAUUCUUUAUCAAUGUCACAGGCGAUUUUGAUCUUCAUAAAUCAAGUGAGAUCAAAGCUUAGUACCUUUGGAGGAUUUGGUGGGCCAACUGAAGUAACUUGUGGCGGUAAUGCUUUGAAGUUCUAUGCUUCUGUGCGUUUGAACAUAAAAAGGGUGGGGCUUAUAAAGAAGGGAGAAGAGACUGUAGGAAGUAAAGUUCAAGUGAAGAUUGUAAAGAAUAAGCUUGCUCCCCCAUUUAAAACUUUCCAAUUUGAACUUGAGUUUGGAAAGGGAAUAUGCCGGGAAUCAGAGAUCAUAGAUUUGGGAGUAAAACACAAAUUCCUUGGCAAGGCUGGUUCAUUUUACAAUUAUAAUGGUAAGAAUUUCCAUGGGAGGGAAGCCCUUAGACGGUUUCUGGCUGAAAAUGAUGUUGCACGGGAAGAACUUGUGAUAAAGCUCAGGCAAGAGCUACUUGAUUUCGGCUCAAGUAAGGAAGAGGGAACAGAAGCUACUUGUGGAGAACCUAUAGAAGAAAUCAUAUCACCCGACUCUACUGAUGAAGAAGCAGUUACUGCAGUAGAAGCGUAGUGUGCAAAACUGCAAAUACAUCAAAUUUUAGAUUGAGGUUAUCCUGCUAGAUUCAAUUCAGAUUUCCAAGGGAUCCUGUAAUCCUGCAGUCCCCAUUUCCUGCUUAUUAAUAUGAAAGGCCAUUGCUUUCUAAUCACAAGCUAUCAUUGCUUAUAUAUUCAUAUGGGCUAGAGCGUACAAAUGAUAGCUUUGCAAGUUAAAUGUGUUUAAGUUGAUAGUGUAAAUUUUCGGGCAGAGCAGGUUAAUUUUUGUGGCUUCCAAAAGAAGUAACUCCAAGCAGGCCAGGCACAAAAUUUCUUUAGAUAUCCAACUCUAUUAUACAUGUGAACCAGAACAACUUAAGCACAAUGUAAUUUGUUGCUACCUCUGCAUUAUUUUCUGUAUCGAGGGCACUAUGGCAUAGCGGUAUUUAUGUUUUAGGCAGAAGGCAGUCACAUUUUAUGAUCAUGAAAGCCAUCUAUAUCACCAGAAUAUUUAUUUGAUUAUUGAA